This is a messenger RNA of Didymosphaeria variabile, 366 nucleotides long. RefSeq lists its product as uncharacterized. NCBI's taxonomy places the organism in Eukaryota, Fungi, Ascomycota, Dothideomycetes, Pleosporales, Didymosphaeriaceae. The record is from RefSeq and is a predicted model, not a curated record. The coding region runs from base 1 to 366 and encodes 121 amino acids. The transcript has a single exon.
AUGUCCCCAACCACAACCCAACUCGUAAUCGCCUACCCCUCCUCCGAUCCCACCACCGGCUCCCCCCUCACCUUCAACAUGGCCUACUACACCGGGCACCACGUCGCCCUCGCCACAAAAAUCUGGGGCCCCAGCGGCCUAAAGUCAUGGUUUGUCGUGGAGUUCGCAAACCCGAAUCCCUUCUCGGGCGAGACACCGCCGUAUCUCUUCCAAUCGACGCUGACCUGGGAUGUUCCGCCGGAAGAGGUGCUCAAGGCGGUGAUGAACAGUGGAGAAGAGCUUGGGCCGGAUGUUGUGAAUUUUACGAAUGUGGAGCCGGUGCUUUGGGUUGCGAAGGCUGGGCCGAGUGGUGUGGUGGGGGAAUAA